UGGGUGGAGGGGGGUCAGCAGGGCUGAAGUAGACCAGCUUUAGUAGGGAAACAUGCAAGGAACUGUGGAGCUUGAGACAGACAACGGAGGGGUUAAUAAUGCUUUCAAUAAUGAAGGGGCCUAGAGUGGAAGGGGAGAGCUUCUUGGAAUCCCUGAUGAAGUGGGUCUUCCCCCAGACUGAUGUGUGGGAAGCCAGUGUGUUCAAAUGAUCAAUCAGAAGAAGAGAUGUGCACAACUGAAGAAGGGCCAGCAAAUUCAGGAAACACAAGGAAAGGGAAAAAGUCAGGAAAACACAAGGUUUGAAAAAAGGUCAUUCCAAAGGUGUGAAGAGUGAAAAUGUACAUUCUAUACAAUUCGGUGUUUUAUACGUUGGGGAAGACCCAUAUAUGAGCCUGAUGGUCAGACGUCAACAGUCUUUUGUUCAUAUUAGACAGUCGUUUCCUCCGCAGUCUCUCUUUAUUCACACUCGACUGAGAGAGUGUGGAGUUGUCAGUGUAUACUUUUUAUUUUGUGAAAUAUAGCAGGUGUUAAUGCUGAUCCUUGAUCACUGGACCAUGUGUCAUUCAGUCUCAGAGUAAAGCUGCAGUGUUUCUGAAAAUGUAAAUGUACAAAUACUUCAAUAUCUACUGCAGGAACAUGUAACUGAAUUCAUAUGAUCAUAUUCAAACUGAUCUAAAUAUAUAAAUCAGUCUUAAAACAGGCAACAAGUCUAAUAGCUUUGUGUAAUGACAUUAUGAGGAAGAAAAAUAUGAUGAAGGUGCAAUGUAUAAACCAUUAUAAAUCCACAAGGUUAUUUUGAUAUUUAAUAAAACUGCUGGACUCUAACAGGAACAUCUACAGGAUGUGUAAGAAGCACAGCUAAAAAAUCUUCACAGUUUGACCACAGGAAGAUACUGAUAUCCACUUUGCUCUAUGACAGACUUCCUUUACUGACAGCUGCACAUUUCAUUCUUCACACAGAGGCACAGACUGUCAGUCACGUCCAUACAGAGAUGCGUUAGUUUAAUUUUUUAUAGUUUUAUAGUUUAAAGAUGCUUCAACGUUCAUCUGAGCGAGUGGAGAUGGUGGUGGAAAUCUAUGAGACUGCAGAAACUGUUAGAGGUCAUGACCCUGAGACAGAGAAGAACAAUUGUGACACAGAGAGACACCUAGAAGAACAACACACAGGUAAACAGAAGUGUUUCAGUUUUAGUUCCAGAUUCUAUGUCAUGUCUAAUGAGACGAAGAGCUGGGAGGAGAGCAGAAAAGACUGCAAGGCCAUAGGCGCAGACCUGAUGAUCAUAAACAGCAAAGAGGAACAGGAGUUCAUCGUUAAACAGCUGGACAACCCUCAGACUUGGAUUGGUCUGAGUGACACAGUAAAUGAGGGAGAAUGCGUGGACGAUACACCACUGAACACUGGGUACUGGGCUCAAAGGGAACCAAAUAAUGACGGUGAAGAGGACUGUGUUGUGAUUUACGAUUAUGCUUCACAUUCGACUGCCAACUGGAAUGACCAGAAAUGUUCUGCUAAAUUACCCUGGAUCUGUGAGAAACAUGUUUUUCAAUGACGUGUAUCAUUUUAAAUGAAAAGUGCUAAAUCUAUACAAUAUCAAAGACAAUAUUUAGAUUAUAAUUGAGUUUCAGUCUCUGCUCUUGUUUCCUCUGUAAUCAUUCACAGAUACAGAGUGCACAAAUACUUUUCUUUAUCUCAUAGAUGUAUUGUAUAUUUUUUAUGAUUUUGAUGAUCAUGAUGAUGGAAGCAAUAUAAAUGAGAUAAUUAUAAUUUAAGUCCAUCUCAGUCACCGCUGUAUUAUACUGUAUCUUAUUGUUUCUAAAGCAGGGGUCUCCAACACAACACUCUGAGUAGCUCACCUAAAGGUUCAUAGAAUAUGUACAAAAUGGAUAAAAAUCAAAUGAAUGCCAAAAAAUAUUGUUAGUUUUUUGAACUGUGCCUGUCCUCUGACCACGAUUUUAGCUUCACAUUUUCUAGAAUGUUGUAUUGGACUCUACUGCUAAUAAACUCUGCAUACGGAUUCUCUGACAUCUGCUUCUGUGGGUUCAUUACAAUAUCAUGCAGCACAAAGACACAGGAUGAGUAUAUUGUACACAUUUAUUAUUAGAGCAGGUGGAGUUUAGAAAAGUACUAUUAUUAUGGUUUAAUUCUAUUGUCUGUUUUAUAUGUUGGGGAAGAACUAUAUAUGAGUCUGAUGGUCAGACAUCCACAGUCUUUUGUUCAUAUAAUGUAUAGAUAGUCAUUUCCUCUGCAGUCUCUCAUUAUUCACACUCUUAGGAGAUAAACACACAGCUUGUCAGUUUAUUAGUGAGUAAAAACAAUCUUCUCAGUCCUGAAGAUUGCUGCAGUUGUCAGUGUGUACUUUUUAUUUUGUGAAAUAGAGCGGGUGUUUAUGCUGAUCUUAGAUCAGUGGACCGUGUGUCAUUCAGUCUCAGUAGUAAAGCUGCAGUGUUUUUGAUAAAUAAGUAAAUGUACAAAUAAUUGCAUAUCUUCAUAAAUAAUAAAAUAAAUAAAUUCAUAUGAUUGUAACUGAUCUAUAAAUCAGUCUUAAAACAGGUAAAACGUCUAAUAGCUUUGUGUAAUGACGUUAAGAGGAAGAAAAAUAUGAUGAAGGUGCAAUGUAUUGUCACGAACACGGGAUAACACAGACCCAAAUGCAGGAUGGCAAAAAUAAACGGGGUUUAAUAACAAAAAAACACGAAACAAGACACGGACUAGAGACAGGACUAGACAACAGUAGACAACAGUAGAUUCUGCCGCACCAAGACCCAGCAGGAUAGCUUUAGCGUGGACUGGCCGAUUGGGAGCUUUUUUUAUUCCCCCUGGACUUCGCGGUUUUGGUGACAUCGGUCCGCACUUUUCCAGUGAGGGACGCCGCUCCGCUUCCAGUUUCUCCGCGGGGGGCGCCGCCUCACUUUCUGUUUGUGGGCCACGUCACCAGCCCGAGUUUUGUUUUGCUUUUUCGGUGUCCUGUGACAUCGCCCCGCAUUUGUUCCUGUCCGCGGGGGCUUUUGCAGGCCCGUGUUUCGCCCCAUGGAUUUUUCUGUGGAUUUUUUUCUGUUCUGUGGAGGAUUUUUCCUCCCCUCCCUCCCUCCCUUCCCGUUCCUGGUUUCGGAGAGGUGUGACUGGCCGCGGUGCGUCAGGGGUAGUGCUUGGCCCCCUGCUCGUCCGUGGAUGUCGCUCGGGCCUUCAGCUCGGCCGUGGCCGUCGUUCGGCCCUUCAGCUCGGCUGUGGACGUCGCUCGGCCCUCUCUGGCUAUGCCGCUGUGUGCCUUGCUCCCCCGACCUGCCUCGCUGUGUGCCUUGCUCCCCCCACCUGCCUCGCCGUGUACCUUGUGUGACGAAUGUUAAUAUAAGUGUAUGCUCAAAAUAUUAAUGUAUUUCACUAAUCAUCCUUUCAUUUGUAUGUAUUUACUUAGUAUUAAUUUGUUCACGAAAACCUUAUUAUUUUGUUUCGUAUCUUAUUUUUGCCAUUUUUGGAAAACGUUCUAUAUGUCUCUUGCGUGGCGAGGUCAUUCUUGUUCAGCCCGCGCUGCUUCCUCAGACCGCGGUGAGCGCGCUGAGAGGUAAGCAGUUAGUGGUGCUCUCUCCAUGUAAGCCUGUAAAAGUUUUGAAAAGUUGAUUAAGUUUAUAAUAUGUGGUAAUAUUAUUGUUCACAGUUUUUAAAUGUAUUAGCAACUGUUUUACAAAUGGAUGGGUUGGAUUUAAUGGGUUUAUUAUCGAGUGCAGCUGUUCGAUAUAUGUGUGUGCCCCGACAGACCGACAGACUACCUUUAAUUUGUGCAGGUGAAAAAUCACACACAGACUACGAUACUUAUGCUGUACUCUUUAAUCUGUCCAGGUAUUUACAUUUGUUCUAUCUCUCAAUGUAUUAAUUUUGUAUUAAUUAGUUUAUUUUGUAAUUCUAAUGGUUUAUUUUCUAAUUCUAAUGGUUUCUAAUGGGUAAUUUAAAACUAGCUGCAGGAGAUUAUUCUGUACAUCUGGACAAAUGUAAUGAUUCAUUUUGCAUUCAAUGCCAUUCAUAGUGUGUUUUAUAUAUAUUGUUUAUUGUAUGUUAUUAUUGUGAUGUUUACUGAGAUCACGGUGAGCGCGCUGAGGAGAGGUGAAAAAUCACACACAGACUACGCUAUAUUCUUAUGCCUUACUCUUUAAUCUCUCCAGAAUAAUCUCCCCAGUUCAGCAGCAGCUCCAGUUCUUCCGGGUCUUUUGUUACACAACGCAGAGCAUAGCAGUAGCCAGAGAUAGGCCGGUUACACUUGCUUCCCCCACCUGGACCCCGUCAGGACUGUCAGGACGGAUUGGCACGUCAGGAGUCGCGCCUUGAGGGGGGCUACUUCAGGACUCAGCCCGGACUUUGGCCACGUGCAUUUGUUUACG
This is a messenger RNA of Tachysurus fulvidraco (yellow catfish), 4371 nucleotides long. Its product is annotated as CD209 antigen-like protein 2. Gene Ontology annotation, cellular component: external side of plasma membrane. The transcript is spliced from 4 exons. The record is from RefSeq and is a predicted model, not a curated record. Gene Ontology annotation, molecular function: carbohydrate binding. Gene Ontology annotation, biological process: biological process involved in interspecies interaction between organisms. NCBI's taxonomy places the organism in Eukaryota, Metazoa, Chordata, Actinopteri, Siluriformes, Bagridae. The coding region runs from base 1032 to 1550 and encodes 172 amino acids.